This is a messenger RNA of Andrographis paniculata, 3470 nucleotides long. Its product is annotated as probable UDP-N-acetylglucosamine--peptide N-acetylglucosaminyltransferase SPINDLY. Gene Ontology annotation, molecular function: protein binding. The transcript is spliced from 18 exons. Lineage: Eukaryota; Viridiplantae; Streptophyta; Magnoliopsida; Lamiales; Acanthaceae. Bases 309 to 3092 code for a protein of 927 amino acids. The record is from RefSeq and is a predicted model, not a curated record.
CCAUUCUUCUUCUCCUUCCCCAAAAGGCAGUGGCAAUUCUGCAAUUGAGGUGAAACCGAGGGGCAACAAUCGAGGCGUCCUGACAACAUAUGGCGCCGUUGUAGCAAAGAGACGGAGCACCAGGGGCUCAGUAUUUGGGAGACACCAAACCUCGCUGUCGCCGCCCCUAGCCCGCCUGCCUGAAUCCUUCCACUGCGUCACAGACAAGUGCCACAGGCAUAGGCGCCGUCAUGUGUUGCAGGUUGUAGGUGGGUGCAGCGGGGAGCAUUGAGAUCAAUUCAUAAAACCUACUCUCUUUGUCUAAUUAGAUGGGUUCAGCAGAAAAGGAUAGUGACAGUGAGAAAGUGGGGACCUCACAAGAUGUUAAUGCUUUGCUAAAAGGACCGCCGACAGCUGGAAUUAGUCCCUCGGGCGAGAGCUCCCCAAAAACGAGUAUUGAAGGGAUUGAUGCGUUAUCAUAUGCCAACAUUUUGCGCUCUAGGAACAAGUUUGUGGAUGCCCUUGCGGUCUAUGGGAGUGUCUUGGAGAAGGAUAAUGAAAAUGUUGAAGCUCUAAUUGGUAAAGGGAUAUGCUUGCAGAUGCAGAACUUGGGAAGGCUUGCGUAUGAGAGUUUUGCCGAAGCCAUCAAACUCCAGCCUGAAAAUGCAUGUGCUCUGACACACUGUGGUAUCCUAUAUAAAGAUGAGGGUCGAUUGGUGGAGGCAGCUGAGAUGUAUCAGAAAGCUCUAAAGGCUGAUCCUUCCUACAAGCUAGCAUCAGAAUGCUUGGCAAUUGUUUUGACAGAUCUGGGGACAGGCUUAAAGCUUGCUGGUAAUACUCAAGACGGAAUUCAGAAGUAUUAUGAGGCUAUCAAAAUAGAUCCACGUUAUGCUCCUGCUUAUUAUAAUCUCGGCGUUGUCUAUUCGGAAAUGAUGCAAUAUGACACAGCCCUUAGUUGCUACGAGAAAGCUGCAAUAGAGAGGCCUAUGUAUGCUGAGGCAUAUUGCAACAUGGGUGUCAUCUACAAAAACCGUGGGGAUUUGGAGUCUGCAAUCGCUUGUUAUGAAAGGUGUCUAACUGUCUCUCCAAAUUUUGAGAUAGCCAAAAAUAACAUGGCUAUUGCCUUGACUGACUUAGGCACAAAGGUUAAAUUGGAGGGCGACAUAAACCAGGGCAUUGCAUAUUAUAAAAAGGCUCUCUGUUAUAAUUGGCACUAUGCUGAUGCCAUGUACAACCUUGGUGUUGCUUAUGGGGAAAUGCUGAAGUUUGACAUGGCAAUUGUGUUUUAUGAACUCGCAUUCCACUUUAAUCCCCAUUGUGCAGAGGCUUGCAACAAUUUAGGGGUUAUUUAUAAGGAUCGAGACAACCUUGAUAAAGCAGUAGAGUGUUACCAGUUAGCAUUAUCAAUUAAGCCUAACUUUUCCCAAUCGCUAAACAAUCUUGGAGUGGUUUACACUGUUCAGGGCAAAAUGGAUGCUGCUGCGAGCAUGAUAGAAAAAGCUAUCGUCGCAAACCCGACGUAUGCAGAAGCAUAUAAUAACUUAGGAGUUCUGUACAGAGACGCUGGAAACAUUUCUCUAGCAGUGGAAGCUUAUGAGCAGUGCCUCAAAAUAGAUCCAGAUUCUCGCAAUGCAGGCCAGAACCGGUUGCUUGCAAUGAACUACAUAAAUGAAGGCAAUGAUGAUAGAUUAUAUGAGGCUCACAGGGACUGGGGCAGGCGCUUUAUGAGGUUAUUUCCACAAUAUACUUCCUGGGAUAACAUUAAAGAUCCAGAAAGGCCACUUGUUAUCGGAUAUGUGUCUCCUGAUUAUUUCAUUCAUUCCGUGUCAUAUUUCGUCGAAGCACCACUUAUAUAUCAUGACUAUGCAAAGUAUAAAGUGGUUGCUUACUCAGGAGUUGUGAAGGCAGAUGCAAAAACUAAUAGAUUUAGAGAUAGAGUCUUGAAGAGUGGUGGAAUUUGGAGGGACAUUUAUGGUAUUGACGAGAAAAAAGUGGCAAGUAUGGUAAGGGAAGAUAAAAUUGAUAUCUUGGUGGAACUUACCGGUCAUACUGCAAACAACAAAUUGGGAAUGAUGGCUUGUCGGCCUGCUCCUGUCCAGGUGACAUGGAUUGGUUAUCCAAAUACAACUGGUUUACCUACCAUUGAUUAUAGGAUAUCUGAUGCAUUGGCAGACCCCUCUGAUUCAAAACAGAAGCACGUCGAGGAGUUGAUUCGUUUACCGGAUUCAUUUCUGUGCUACAGUCCUUCACCAGAAGCAGGGUCAGUGUCUCCAGCACCUGCCCUAACUAAUGGCUUCAUCACAUUUGGUAGCUUCAACAAUCUGGCCAAGAUAACGCAGAAAGUGUUGCGGGUCUGGGCAAAGAUUUUAUGUGCAGUUCCAAAUUCACGGCUUAUUGUCAAGUGUAAGCCUUUUUGCUGUGAUAGUGUGAGGCAACAAUUCCUCUCGACACUUGAGAAAUUAGGAUUGGAACCACUUCGUGUUGAUCUUCUGCCUCUGAUUCUUCUCAAUCAUGAUCAUAUGCAAGCAUAUUCUCUGAUGGACAUAAGCUUGGAUACUUUUCCUUAUGCUGGGACAACUACCACUUGUGAAUCUCUAUACAUGGGAGUCCCAUGUGUCACAAUGGGAGGUUCGGUACAUGCUCACAAUGUUGGUGUCAGUCUCCUCAAAACAGUUGGAUUGAACAAUUUGGUUGCCAACAACGAAGAAGAAUAUGUGGAGCUAGCCCUGAAGUUGGCCUCUGAUGUGAAUGCCCUCUCAGACUUAAGAAUGAAACUGCGAGAUCUCAUGCUCAAAUCUCCCCUGUGUGAUGGAUCUAAAUUCACUCGCAAUCUGGAAUCAACAUACAGGAGUAUGUGGCGGCGGUAUUGUAAUGGUGAUGUGCCAUCCUCGAGGACCAUGGAUCAACUACAGCAGCAGCAGGGCACAGCAGAAUUGGUUGUGAGAGUUGCUGAACCCAGUAUGAUAACUACUACUAGAGAUGGCUCCAACGGAGGACCAAUCAUUGCCAAUGGAUUUAACCCCGGGCAAUCAUCCUCGUCAAAUACUUUUCAAGGAGAAGAAAAUGGAUCCCUGUCGAAUCAAACUGCUAGCAGCUCAGGCAAGUUGAGUUGAGGUUCCUUCACUGCUUAAGUUAACGCCUAUUAACCGUUGUACCAUACCGCAUAUUUGAAAGGCUCUAAAUGCUAGAUUGCAAACCACUAGGGGUUUGGUGGCAUUAUUGGCAUAUUUGGGGUGAUAUUAUUAUGUAUUGGAUGAUCCUAUAUAUACCAUUUAGGGAGCAUGCAAAUAUGCAAUAUGUAUUUUGAUGAAGAUAUCAAAUCUAGCUCAGAAACAUGGGAUGGUAGCAGUAUGGGCUUGUAUUAGUACACUUUUUUAUUUUUUUUUUAGCAACAUUACCCCCCUUUGGCUGGGGUGUAUUGGGUUUUGGCAACAUAAAGGUUGAAUGAAAGUCUAUUAAUAGUGGAAACAUGAAACAGUUGUGGACUUUCA